This is a messenger RNA of Saitoella complicata NRRL Y-17804, 300 nucleotides long. RefSeq lists its product as uncharacterized. The record is from RefSeq and is a predicted model, not a curated record. NCBI's taxonomy places the organism in Eukaryota, Fungi, Ascomycota, Saitoellomycetes, Saitoellales, Saitoellaceae. The transcript has 2 exons. Bases 37 to 300 code for a protein of 87 amino acids.
CUCCAAAAAAAAAAUCGAAAGAAAACAAAAUAGAACAUGUCACAACAAAAGCCUUGGACUGCGCGGCUUGCAGAUUUUGCGCACAAGACGACUCUGAUGGGGCUUUUUGGGUUGACGCUCUAUGGAACCGUCUUGACAGGCCAACUCUACUGGAACAUGCGCUCACGCCGAAUCGCGGCCGAGGAGGCAAUGAAGACGGCAGAACUGAUCGAUUCGGCGAAUAGCGUGCCGGAUUCGAACGCGAAUGUGGGAAGUGGUGUACCGGUGACGGAUACUGCGCAUGCGACGGAGAGGGCAUGA